Messenger RNA from Mucor mucedo, 1042 nucleotides. RefSeq names its product inorganic pyrophosphatase. Gene Ontology annotation, cellular component: cytoplasm. The record is from RefSeq and is a predicted model, not a curated record. Lineage: Eukaryota; Fungi; Mucoromycota; Mucoromycetes; Mucorales; Mucoraceae. Gene Ontology annotation, molecular function: magnesium ion binding; inorganic diphosphate phosphatase activity. The coding region runs from base 234 to 968 and encodes 244 amino acids. The transcript has 5 exons. Gene Ontology annotation, biological process: phosphate-containing compound metabolic process.
UUGUAUCCUCUGAGUGUUUUUCCUUUUUACAAAUGUCAGAUUACGAAUUAUAUACUGUAGGCAAAGAAUUUACUACCGACCAUCGUGUGUACAUUGGUAAAUGAAGGACACUGACAGCAAUUAGAAAUGACAGAGUUUAACUUGGACGAUUGAAUUUAGAACAAAAUGGAAAGAUAAUUUCACCUUUUCAUGACAUUCCACUUUAUGCCGAUGCGGAAAAAAAGAUUGUUAAUAUGGUGGUAGAGAUUCCUCGUUGGAGUAACGCUAAACUAGAAAUUGCGACAGGAGAAAAGUAUAAUCCUAUCAAGCAAGAUGUCAAAAAGGGUAAGGUGAGAUUUGUACGCAAUUGUUUCCCUUAUAAGGGCUAUAUUUGGAACUAUGGCGCAUUACCCCAAACUUGGGAAGACCCCACUGUGGUUACAGAGGAUACAGGUGCCAAGGGAGACAAUGACCCGAUUGACGUGUGUGAGAUUGGGCAAGAAAUUGCACAUGUGGGCCAAGUAAAACAAGUCAAGAUUCUUGGCGUCAUGGCUUUAUUAGAUGAAGGAGAAACCGAUUGGAAAUUAAUUGCCAUCGAUAUUCGUGACCCAAUGGCGGACAAAUUAAACGACAUUAAUGACGUUGAAAAACACUUUCCUGACUUGAUUAAAGCAACGCAUCACUGGUUCGAAAUUUACAAAAUCCCUGACGGCAAACGGCCAAAUGAAUUUGCAUUUGGUGGACAAUGCAAAGGUAAAUUGUAUGCCGAGUCUAUUGUGAAUGAAACGCAUGAGGCAUGGAAAAGGUUAAUCGAAGGCAAGAUACCUUCCAAAGGCGACUCCUACGAUAUUAGUGUGGCUAAUGUAACCGUCGAAAAUUCACCAUACAAGACGUUACACAAGGAUAACAAGUCAUUGAGCAAGUUUAAAAAGCCUGUCGUGAUGAAUGAAAGGGAUGACAAGUGGUAUUUCUUGAAGGCAAAUCUAUAAAAAAGAUACAAUAAAACUUUAAAAUAAAUGAUUGGAACACAAAAUGUAUUAAACGCUCCUUACCAUUUUUUGGG